UCAGGGCAGCGGAUCCAGCUCAACAGUCCAGUUCUGCAUUUCAUCGAGUGAAGUACUCAAUCUACGUCAACUGAAAAGAGGUGUGUUAUUUUCUACAAAAGAGAACAUGUUUGCUAUACGACACUUGCGUACAAGGAAACCAGCGGAAUCUUUGUCUCAUGAGUACAGGAAGCGAAGAAAUCGCUUGCUUGAGCGAGCCCAUAAUGAAUGCUUGAAAAAGAGCUUGCUUGCUGAGAGCAGUCGUGUUCCCUCCAUAAACUCGAUUGUCGAAGAUGAUGUUUUUUCGGCUUCCGACGAUGUAGUAGGGCUCCUCUCCGAUAAUGAUUCAUCGCAGCAUCCUAAUGUUUAUCCGUCCAUGGGGAAUGCUCAGGAUGAGCGGUGUUUCGUACGUAACGAUGAUAAUGAUAAUGAUGAUGAUAAUGAUGAUGAUGAUCCAGGUCGACGUGAUUCUGAUUCAAUGUCGUGUUCGACAACUGCGUCAUUUCAAAGAAAGGAGAGUUUACCGGAUUUCGAAGAUAGGCUUGCCGCGGUGUUCACUGAACAAAAUAUGACGCAUCGUCAAAUAAAGGCAGUUUUAUUAGCCUUGAAAAGUCACAGUUGCUUCUCAGAUAUUCACAUUGAUCCUCGAACAAUUCUAAAAACGCCGGUAUAUUCGUUAUCUCCGAUUAGUAGCCUUGCAGGUGGCGAGUAUCUCCACUUAGGUACAGAAGGUGCAAUAAAAAAAAUUCUUCAAUCUGCUCCUGUUUUGAUGAUUCCCGAUGUUCUCCAACUAGAUUUUAGCACGGAUGAAGCCUCGCUCGACAAAGCUGGUAAUAUUUUAAUGUGGCCCAUACAGAUACGUAUAGCUAAUAUUCCAUCGAGCUCUCCAGAAAUGGUCGGUAUUUUUCGAAGUUCCAAAAAACCAACGUCUGUCGUGGAAUUUUUUCAUUUCUUCGUAACGGAUAUGCGCUUCUUACUGCAAGAUGGUGUUCAAUUCGGUGACAAAAAUAGAUGCAUAAAAUUAAGAUGUUUCGUUGCGGACGCACUCGCUCGAGCUUUCGUCUUGUGUCAUCGAAGCCACAAUUCUCGAAGUCCUUGUUCCAGGUGUUGCGUGCAAGGCGAAUCCGUUCGUUCAGGUGUUAUGGUUUACAAGGGAACCAAACACCAUUUGCGCACGGAAGAUGAAUACAGGCCAAGAAUUGAUCAUGACCAUCACAAGAUGGUUGAGCAGACUCCUCUUGCAGAUCUUCCUUUUGAUAUAGUUUCUAAUACCGUCUUCGAUUACAUGCAUCUAGUGUGCCUUGGUAUAAUGGACAAAAUCCUACAAGGUGUAAUCGACGGUAGAUUUGUGAAAUCGGUCAAGCUCUCCGCAAAUCACAUCAAACUUGUAACCGAUCGAUUAGAGCAGGUAUCGAAAUUCUGUCCUCGAGACUUUGCUCGGAAACCUGUCAAUAUUGACAAGCAUGGCAAAUUUAAAGCCACCGAGCACAGACAAAUUCUUCUUUAUAGCGGUGUCAACGUUUUCAAUGGUUUGGUCAAUUCAGCUGUUUAUAAGCACUUUGUUUUGUUGCACGUAGCUAUCAGAAUUCUCGCUGAUCCCCAUCACUCGCCACAAGCUAUCGAUUUUGCCCAAGAGUGCAUCGAAACUUUCGUCGAGUUGGCCUCCGAUGUGUAUGGCGUAGAAUUUUUGUCUUUUAAUACCCACUCUUUACUGCAUCUUUCGGAUGACGCUAGAUCAUUUGGACACUUGGAUUCGUUCUCAGCUUUUCCGUACGAAAAUAAUAUGACCUUUUGUCGGAAAUUGUGUCGGAAACCGAAUCAGCAUUUGCAGCAAAUUUCAAAUAGAAUUCAUGAAAGUUGUUGUACAGCAUCGAAACCAUAUGUUGAUCCAAAUCAUUUGCAAUUUGUUAGAAAUCACGUUAAUGGUCCGAUACCCUCCUCCGUGAUCGUUAAUAAUAAUGAUAAAAACGGUAAACAAUAUCAGAAAGUUAUUACUGGGGAUAUUCACUUAUCCACUUCACAGCAGGAUAGCACUGUAAUGCUUAAAAAUGGCUCUAUCGGUGUCAUCAAAAAUAUUAUCGAUUACGAAAGAAAGGGAUGUCAUCUUCUUUUACGAGUUUUUUCAAAAGUUGAGGACCUUUUCAAACUUCCGUGUGAUUCACCAUUAGUCGGUAUUUUUCUCUGCUCUCUACCGAUUCCACAAUUGACGUUAGUUUCUCUAAAUCAAGUCACAGCUAAGUGUUUCAGGAUGCCUUACUGGUCUCCCGAAAUUCCGACAAUAGAGUCAAAUUCUCAAUUUUUCGUCGUCGUAAAAAUUAUGUCUACUAGCUUAGAAAAUUAAAUCUUCAUUUUGUAGCCUACU
Molecule: messenger RNA, 2341 nt
Organism: Nasonia vitripennis (jewel wasp)
Lineage: Eukaryota; Metazoa; Arthropoda; Insecta; Hymenoptera; Pteromalidae
Exons: 2
Coding region: 107-2320 (737 amino acids)
Source: RefSeq, a predicted model, not a curated record